Molecule: messenger RNA, 3018 nt
Organism: Nilaparvata lugens (brown planthopper)
Lineage: Eukaryota; Metazoa; Arthropoda; Insecta; Hemiptera; Delphacidae
Product: peroxisomal biogenesis factor 3
Exons: 1
Coding region: 272-1456 (394 amino acids)
Biological process (GO): protein import into peroxisome membrane
Cellular component (GO): peroxisomal membrane
Molecular function (GO): protein-macromolecule adaptor activity
Source: RefSeq, a predicted model, not a curated record
AUCAUUCAUGGGAAAUAUCCAUAACUUCCAAAUGAUGAAACUGCUGUUGGAUCAAAUUUCCGGAUGCUCCAACAAGUGUUUUUGGUGUUGAAGUUGUUCAUCGAUAUACUGAACUGUUCAUCAGACUGUUACUGCAACAAUACCUUGAGGAUGUGUUAUGAACUGAGCUCAAAGGUAUAAUACGAACAACUAAAUGGUGAAUUUAUCUUUAUUUUUAAUUAUUCUAAUGUUUUCUUACUUGGUUCUCUGCGAAUAGUUAUUGAAUUCUAAAAUGUUUUCGGGCAUGAAGCGGUUCAUUUAUCGUCAUAGGAGAAAGAUUGUAAUUGGAGGUCUGUUUAGUGGUGCAAUGUAUGCUUUAUACAGACUUGCAACUCGAAGACUGCUUAAAUGGCAGGAAGAAGAGAUGAAAGAAUUGUUGGAGUAUAGUAUUCGAAAAGAGCAUUUUGAAAAAAAUGAAAGAACAUGCAACCAAACUAUUUUGUCCCUUUCCUCAUCCCUCUACAACAAAAUAGAAGAGCUUUUUGACACAAAAAUGAUUGUAAGCAAUUUAAAAAGUGGUGUAGCAGAAGAUAAAAUUGCUUUAUGGGAAGAACUGAAGAUAAUCGCAUUUGCCAGAUUAGCUACUCUUGUUUAUGCUGGUGCAAUGAUAGUUAUCAUGCUAAGAACCCAGCUCAACAUCAUAGGCGGCUAUAUUUAUUGUGAAUCCAAAAUAAAUAGCAAUGGUUGCACAGAUAGUCCUGUUACCAUAUCAAACGAACAUCAGGAGCAAUACUUGUCAAGUUGUCAACACUUUCUAACGGUUGGAAUAGAAGAGUUGAGCUCACUAAUUGAGAAGAAAGUCAGAUUAGUUUUGGAGAAUGAAUCUUUGAAAAAGCCACUGUCGUUGCCAGAUAUUGAACGAUACUUCUGGGCAAUCCAGUCCUCCAUUUCCUCCGAUGUCAAGAACCCCAUAAAAAACUUGUCCACAUUUGUUCUAGCGUCCUCGUCCACAGGACAGCCCACCGAUAUUGUUCCUUACAAUGAGCCGUUACUGAAGAAUCUAUGGGAAGAAACCAUCGACCUAAUAAGCAGUAGUGAAGUAAGGUCGUUGGGCACUUCGUGCGUGAGUCGAGGCUUUUCUCAAGUGAUGGAUCGAAUAUCCGAGUUUGUGAUUCCACCCCGUGAGAGUAGUGGCGACACUGCAAUCACACAAGCUGUGCCUUCAACUUCAGCUGCAUGCCAAAAACUACUAUCAUCAGUCACUCAGACCUCGGUCCCAAACGGCACUAUUGUUAGUAUUAAUAAAUCUACCAUUCCAAUGGCCAAGUUGAUUCCAAUAAUUAAUGGCAUGUCAGGAAGCUCGGCUUGUGAUCAAUGGAUGCAAGAUUUCAUCAAUAUGCGCAAUCUCAAAGUGUACGGUGCUAAUGUUUAUGAAGCAUUUUGCUGCAAUACUAAUGUCCGCUUUGAUAAUAGGUGAUGGAUAAUCAUAGUAUAGGGAUUUUUUGUCGUUCAUCAGUAUUCUUAAUCAUUUUUAAUUUUCAAGGAAAAUAUUGAACCCCGUAAGCAACUACAAUAAUUAGAUAACUCAUUCAUGCAGCCUUUACAUACUCCAUUUUCUCCGUUCUCUUUCAAUGGCCUAUUCGUAAAAAAUCAUUAUUCAAUUGGAACAUGGAUAGGGUAAUACCAUAGAGAAACAAUAGCAUAAGUAGAUAUCCCAUGGUAUAGGACGUUUAUGUCGCAACUUUUACUGUUAUCUCAAGCCGAUAGUCCACGUAGUUCUUUCCCGUGAAGCUGUGUGACGCUCGUAGUCUCUCAUACUGUGUCGUUCAUACACUUUCACCCCAACAAAACAGUAAAAAUCGACAGUAAUCGGCUUGAGAUAACAGUAAAAGUUGCAACAUAAACGCCUUAUACCAUGGGAUAUAUACUUACGCUAUUGCUUCUCUAUGGUAAUACAUAUUUUGAACAAAAUUUGUUUCUUUGGAAUGUUGAACUUUUAGCGAUAUUCAACAUUUAUCAAUGUUAAAUGUCAUAAUAUUAGAAGCCUCAUUACCAACUUCGGUAACUUACCCGAGUAAAAUCAAUUAUUGUCUUUAUUCUGAACAUAAUUUCACAUUUAUAACAAUUCAUUAUCUAUCCUAACCCAUUACCUUUUAUCUAUCUUCAUGUAUUAAACAAUGAAGUUUUGUGUAGACCACUGCAAUUUGCUUGUUAACAACAAUUUCAUCCAUUCAACCAUGGAUUGGCGAUAAUUGUUCAUAUCCCAUCGCCGUCAUGCGAAUCGCACUGUGUCUACAAGGCAUCAUAAAGGUAGAAAUUAAACUUGAAUUUUAAAAAACACUCAUGGAGUGAAAAUGCACUUACAUUGGUAGUGAUGAUCGUUUCGACCUGUUGUUGGUCAUCAUCAGACUUGGCAGGAUAGUCUGAUGAUGACCAACAACAGGUCGAAACGAUCGUCACUACCAAUGUAAGAGCAUUUUCACUCCAUACGUGUUUAUUAAAAUUCAAGUUUAAUUUUAAUAGUGAAAAAGUAUGGAUAUGCAACAAAGGUAGAAACAUUGAUUAAGGGGUUAGAACUCACAAAGCUUUCAAUGUAUGAUCUAAGGGCGGUUUACAGAUACACUUUGUUCGGUCCUCAUUGAAUACAAUAUCAUUGCAUUAAAAAACUAUAAAAAGCUGAAUUAUUCAGAUUUGCUGCAAUAUAAAGUGUUUAGUUUCUACUAGUGAAUGUUUUUGACCAAAACUUAAUUGGUUUUAUAAAAUUUAGAGAUAAGACUUUGUGUGCUCAAAAAAAAUGUAUGUAACUUUCAAUAUUGGGUUGGAUUGAAUGGAACUCUUCUGCACAGGUUGACUGAACUAUUUUAUAAUUUAUCAUUAUUUGUUUAGAGAUUUGGUAUUUUUGGUAAGUGAAUAUUAUAAUGUUGUUCCAUAUUAUUUAUUCAAUCCACCUUUCUGGUUUUUUUGAUUUUGUGACACUGGUGAUUAUUUGUAUUUUGUAUAAAGGAGAUGAUCUUAAAUAAUAAUAAUAAAGUAUUAUUG